This is a messenger RNA of Sceloporus undulatus (fence lizard), 2129 nucleotides long. It is a transcript of the gene CALM3, whose product is annotated as calmodulin 3. The transcript is spliced from 6 exons. The record is from RefSeq and is a predicted model, not a curated record. Lineage: Eukaryota; Metazoa; Chordata; Lepidosauria; Squamata; Phrynosomatidae. Gene Ontology annotation, molecular function: calcium ion binding. The coding region runs from base 148 to 597 and encodes 149 amino acids.
GAGGGAUGCGCGGCGCGUGUCGGUGAAGCGGCUGCGUCCCGGCCAUUGCUGCUCCUCUCAGUUCCUUUCGCGACGCCGCCGAAGGUGCAUCUCCUCGGGAAAGCUCUCUGAACUCUUGGGGCUCUUCUCGCCGAACCGGACCGGGCCAUGGCUGACCAGCUCACCGAAGAGCAGAUUGCAGAAUUCAAGGAGGCCUUCUCCCUUUUUGACAAGGAUGGGGAUGGCACCAUCACCACUAAAGAACUUGGCACUGUGAUGAGGUCCCUGGGGCAGAACCCCACUGAGGCUGAGCUGCAAGAUAUGAUCAACGAGGUGGAUGCCGAUGGGAAUGGCACUAUUGACUUCCCAGAGUUCUUGACUAUGAUGGCAAGGAAAAUGAAGGAUACAGACAGCGAGGAGGAGAUCCGGGAGGCUUUCCGAGUGUUCGAUAAGGAUGGAAAUGGCUACAUUAGUGCAGCUGAGUUACGCCAUGUGAUGACAAACUUAGGGGAGAAGCUCACUGAUGAGGAAGUGGACGAAAUGAUAAGGGAGGCAGAUAUCGACGGGGACGGACAGGUCAACUAUGAAGAGUUUGUGCAGAUGAUGACUGCAAAGUGAAGCCUGCAGAAUGGGUGGCUGGCAAUGCCCAUUCUCCUUCAAUACUUUUCUCCAACACACUCUCUCUACUUAAGUAACCUGGUUCUCUAAGCAAACAAUCAGCUGUGGAAUAAAUCUGACCAAGCAAUUUAAAAAAAAAAAACUUCCCAAGCUGCAUGAUUGCACUCAUCUCUCCCUCCUCUUCUUGCUCUUUCCCCUUUCCUUCCUUUCUUCCUACCUUCCUCCUUCCUGGUGCAUCCCCUAAAAAUCUGCCACAGCCCCAUACCUUGUGGAUGUCUUUGUUUCCAUCGGGUCUCCUUCUGUUCUGCGGUCAGAGCUGGCCCGUCUCCCAGGGCGCAGAUUUUCUUUCUUUCAAGAAUCCACAUGAUGGGGUGGAGAGAGCGCAAAAAAACCUUCUUAAUCGUGUUGCAUGUGUCUGGCACUGUGGUCGUGUGCGUUGACAUGGUGGUUGCCACCGAAGGUCUUGCCCCAGUGAACACCAGCGGGUACAAGGAAGAAAUUGGGAUGUUGUUGUUGUUGUUGUUUUUUUCCUUUUCUUUUUUUCCUCUUAGUUUGCUUUGGAGGGUGGGAAGGGGAGCUGUCCCCACCAUUUUGGGUGUUCAUGUGGCUGAAGGUGGAUUCCAGAGAGCUCUUGUCAGCCAGACGCUGAUAGAAAGGGAGGGGGGAAGCUUCCCACACUGUCCGAUUGGCUCUUCUACAAACAAACACACAGACCCAAUUGACCACAACUUUGGACUUCCAUCUCUGUUCUUAACCCUGUAUAAAUUGUAAAUGUCCUUAAAUGAGUUUUCCUAAGCGUUGUGUCCAGACAUCAGAGCUGCUAUGUAAAUAUCUGAUGCUGCAGGCCUCUUUUUGGGGGGAGGGGGGGCAUGCCCAUUUGUGGCAGAUGCUUUUGAUUGGCAGCUUGAGGGGAGGGAUUUUUGGGGGGGGGUUUGAGGCGUUGGAAUGGAACCGCAAUAAAACAGUGAAGCCACUGCUGAGUCAAUGCCAACUGGGCCAGAACGCCCUUUUCUCCCUACUCCCCUCCCUGUGUGAUGCCUUUUUCUUUUUCCCCAGUGACUCUUGGUUUAACGCUUGUGCCGCACCUUGGCUUCAGUGUCUAUGCUCUUUAAUGUUGCUUCCUUACUUCGCCUGUCUCCCCCACCCCACCUUCCCUUGCGGCAAACAGCAUGAGCCGCAAACCUGCUUCUCUUUUUCACUUUUCUUUUUUAAUCAAAUAACAACAAUAAAAAAUAAUUAUUUUGUUUUGGAGGGGAAAUCGGAGCGAGUCGCAGGAUUUCCCUGAAAACCGGGUGAAAGAAGAGUGCUUUGUGCAGUCCGUGAUGGAUUUGGCCACGCUCCCUGCUCGUUCCCUGCCUCCUGCCAGCCGUGUGCGAGCGCAGGAGGGGGGUCUCUUGCCUGAGAGCCUGGAGGGGGGCGUGGGGAAGGUUGGCGCACGGAGGUCUUUGGAAGCAGGUGGUGUUGUGUUCAGUUGAAGCUGUGAAAAUAAAGUUAUAUCAAUGUUUUCCAAUAAAAUGCAGUGACUACCUGAA